AUGACAAGCAGGCUAGCACGUCUUUGGCAACCUGGAAAUCCACAGCGACGUGUUUUCCUCCCGGAUUUCUGGAUGGCUGUCAUCGAAUCACCAAGUGUUGGCAGAAAUAAAUUGCCUAGAAAUUGUGUCAAAUUUGAAGUCGAUCCCCGGAUGUCUCGUCAUGAUAUUCGAGAGUACUUGACAAAAAUCUACGAUCUACCAGUACGAGAUGUGCGAACAGAAGUUCAAAUGGGAGACAUUACAUGGAACACGAAACUGGAUCAUCAAUACAAAAAAGCAAUGUGGAAGGAGGAAGAUAAGAAGAUUGCAUAUGUCUUUAUGUCGAAAGACUUUGCGUUUUCGUUCCCGCAGAUGUUCGCCGCUUCAGAAGAAGUUGUGGAAUUAGCGAAGAUGACAAAGCAACAAGAGGAAUUGAAGGAGAAGCUCAACGAGCAGUAUGCCAACAGAAACCGGCGUGUUGGACAGUUCCUUGCGGCCUAG
This is a messenger RNA of Caenorhabditis briggsae, 480 nucleotides long. It is a transcript of the gene Cbr-mrpl-23, whose product is annotated as Protein CBR-MRPL-23. NCBI's taxonomy places the organism in Eukaryota, Metazoa, Nematoda, Chromadorea, Rhabditida, Rhabditidae. The record is from RefSeq and is a predicted model, not a curated record. The coding region runs from base 1 to 480 and encodes 159 amino acids. Gene Ontology annotation, cellular component: ribosome; mitochondrial large ribosomal subunit. Gene Ontology annotation, biological process: mitochondrial translation. The transcript is spliced from 2 exons. Gene Ontology annotation, molecular function: structural constituent of ribosome.